This is a messenger RNA of Amblyraja radiata (thorny skate), 3860 nucleotides long. It is a transcript of the gene evc, whose product is annotated as EvC ciliary complex subunit 1. Gene Ontology annotation, biological process: smoothened signaling pathway. Gene Ontology annotation, cellular component: ciliary membrane; plasma membrane protein complex. The record is from RefSeq and is a predicted model, not a curated record. NCBI's taxonomy places the organism in Eukaryota, Metazoa, Chordata, Chondrichthyes, Rajiformes, Rajidae. The coding region runs from base 654 to 3470 and encodes 938 amino acids. The transcript is spliced from 20 exons.
UGCAGCGCAGAGUUGCGGAAUGUCCUGGUGAUUAUGAAUCGCUCGCAAUUUUCUCUUUUUUUGGACGCGUGGGUGGUUGCAUGUGGCUGGUGCAACGACUUUUUAUUUCACACACAGUGGAGAAUUUAAAGCUAUCUACUUGUGCUAUCACCUUCAGUAAAACUAUUUUCGUUUGGAAUGAAGAAAAACAAAACAAGACCACCCAAGAGGAUUUUCACGCUGAUUACAGAUUUAUGUAGAUGCGAGGCUGGGCGGCCGCGGAGAGCGGAGAAAUGUCGAGUGGAAGGGGGGAAAAAACACCCCGAAGAUCCCAAAGCUUUUAGAUAUGCAUAAGAAACGUUUGAAUUUAUAUCGUGCCUUUCACGUCCCAUAUCGGACGUCGGGCAAUUAAGUAGUUCUGUUUCUACGAAAUUCGACUAAUUCCAGUGUUUAUUUUUGUGACGGGCUGUGGAUAAUAACAGGGCUGUUGUGAGUUUCAGCUCCUUGAGUGAAGGGCAGUCCUUGCCAUUCAAUGUGUAGGAAGGAACUGCAGAUGCUGGUUUAAACCGAAGAUAGACACAACGUGCUGGAGUAACUCAGCGGCAGCAUCUCUGGAGAAAGGGAAUAGGUGACGUUUCGGGUCGAGACCUUUCUUCAGACCAUUUAAUGUUGCAAUGUCUCGGACCAACUAUGGCCUCGAUUCCUGUGCGGUGCGAACGGUCCUUGCUGUCCCAUCCAGCGAGGUGCAGUUUGACACCGGGUUACUGGCGACUGCUGUGGUGCUGGGCAUCAUCCUGGGUACCAUUGGGGCAGUUCUGUUAUACUUGUUUGUUUUGGAAUCCGUCUUGCAAAGAAAGCAAAUGUGUUCAGAUGGACUUGAGGACAGUUCCGAUUCUGAGGAUAUCCAGAGUUAUGACAGCAACUCCGAGACACCAAUGGAAAGAACAAAAGCAGGAGCUUCCGUUCUUCAAGAGGAAGAUGAAUUAUCAAUCAACAGUGAUAUAGCUGCUUUUGCACUGAAAGCAAGAGUCAUAUAUCCCAUUAAUCAAAAAUUUAGGCCCCUAGCAGAUGGAUCAUCCAACCCUUCUCUAUUAGAGAACUUGAGACAGAAAGCUCAAAGCAAAAUGAUAAAAGAUAUUGCUUCAACUGAAUCGGAGUCACCCAGUCAAAUGGAUGAAAGAGAUUAUUAUUACUAUCAAAGGAAUUAUUCACCGCAGGAUCCUAAAGCAUAUAAUGAGGAUAGAAUGGUUUUGAUAGUAAAUUUCUUUCCAGAAAUACUGGCCUAUUCAAGUCCUCAGGCUGACCUUGGUCUGCACAGACUUAGCCUGCAAGAUCUGAGACAAUUAGAUGCAGAAAUGUAUCAAGAAAAAUGUUCGAUGUUUCUUCAGUUAUUACGAAUAGAAUUGAAUAAUUUGUACCUAAGGGAGAAAAUUGAUGAAAAUUUCUACAGGGAUUUUCUUUCCAAGCAAGAGAAGGAACUGAAAGAACUGGUGAAGAAACAUCAGCCAAUGUUGCCAAAUGCAGCUGACGAGAAGGACUCUGAGCACCAUUGUACUUUGGAAGAAACUGAAAGGAAUGAACAUGAUUAUUUUCAGUGUGCCAUACAACAGAUGACUGGAUUCUUCCAGCAAACCGAACGCUCCCAUUUCUUCCUGCUGAAUCAUUCUGGGCUUCCUAGAAUCACUGUGGAGGCGGUAAUGGAGAGCGUACAUGAAAAAAUGUCACAGGUGGAGAGUCUGUUAACUGAUGUUCUGACUUUGCAAGUCACGGUUAUUCUGGAUAAGGUGAUGCGUUGGAAAUUCAUGGCAAAAAGCCUUCAAUUACUCAAGUGGCUUGCUCAGCAGGAAAGCAAAAUCAAAUUGAAGAUGGUGACAUCUGUCCUGGACACUCUCGCCAGAGAUGGUAAAUUGGCAUCUUGGCAAAAAGAAGAGAUAACAGCCAGAUUACAAAAUUCGUUUCAAGGUUAUGUGAACACUUUAAAUAAUGAAUUUGCCAAGCAGACCAAAGGCAUCAUAUCAGGAAUGAACAAACGGCGCAGGACUCUGAUGAAGAGACUUGAAGAGACACAAAGCGAGGAUGCUAGGAUUCAGAUGGACAGGGCUAGGCAAAUAAUUGCUCCAGAUGAUUUUAUUAAGAGUUAUCAUGAACUUGAGGACCGCCACAGGCAGAGCCGUUCUGAAGUGGAGGAUGAAGAAGAUCACAAAGGUGCCAAGGCAGUUACUGAGCUGUGGAAGAACCUGCAAUUUGCCUCAUCACGCACUAUGGACAAAUUGAUCGAGGAGCUUUUUUCAAUAACUCUGCCCGAUGUUAUUGAGGUAUCCUCAUCUGCCAUGAAAACCCUGAGAAACCAAAUGCAGCAAGAGCUAAGUGCAAGCCAACAGGCAGCAGAAGAGGAAAGAAAAUGGCAUUUGACAUUAUCCCAAGAAAAACUGGUCCAAAUGAAGCAGGAAUGGCUAAAUGAACAGGCACUUAAUUCAGCUAAACAGAAGCAUCUGGUUGAUUAUCAGGAACAGAUUAUUCAAAAUUUCCUAUUGAAGCAGACUGUAUUAGAUGAGAAGAUGUCUAACCACAUUGUGCUGGAGCAGAAGACAGCUUUACAGUCUGUGGUUAGACAGUUAACUGUGAGACAUCUUAGUCUAAUGACACUCAAGGAAAUGAAGCUUUACAAGACGAAAUGUCAGCUGGAUGAAUUAGGGGAACAGCAAUCGAAAGAACCUCCCAUUUGGGAUGAACAUGAAGAUGAAAGCAAGAAAUUACAGGAUAAUCUGGUGUCCAGAUUGUCAAAAGAAAAGGAGAAGUUGUGCCAAGAGACUGAGUCACUUCUUCACCAGCAACUCAAUGCCGAAUCUCAGGCACUCAUGGAUCUUUUGCAGCAUCACAUGGUUCAAGUGAUAGGCCAUGCUUUAGUCCAGCAAACUAGAAUCAACUCAGCCAAGCAGAAUCACAAAGACAGCACAGAUAAACUCAAGAAUCUAUUGGUAGAGAGAGCGACAGAGAGUGUCUAUGUGACCAUGGAAGGUGCAACUGGACUGAUCCAGAAUUAUUACCGACAAAUAGACGAAAUUGUGGAGCUCUACAGAAAUGACAAAAGGAAUCAGCUGCGAUCGCUGCAAGAGACUUAUAAAAGGAAAAAAAUGAUUAAGGAGAGGAUGACGGAAGAAAAUCUUAAUGCAGACAUGGCUAAUGUGAAGACAAAGCGCUUUACUUCAACAAAGAUUCAACACAAGAUGAUGCUUCAGCAGAGGAAUAUUAGGUCCUUGCUUUUCCUUGAAGAGGAUGCAAAUAUGGAGUUCCUAAAACAGAGAGCAGAGCUGAUCCAUCAAUCGAAAGAGCAGCUUGAUAAACACCUGAAGAUGGCAGAAGAAAAAUUCAUAUCGCAGCUUGCAGGUUUAGCAAGAGUUUCACAAGCAGAAUGGAAGACCCUGGAGAAUGAAUUUCUUGCAGGAAAGAAUCCAUCUUUCACUCAAAAACUAUACAGAACAACUGUCUAAAAUCUAAGCCGCACAAGCAAGAAAUUGAGCACGACUCCAGCCAUUGAUGCCAGUGUGCUGUAAAGAAUAUAAUCUUUGCUUCAUGAUUAUAUUGUACAUAAAUAUAUCAUCUGGCUUUGAAUUUAAAAAAAAGCCUUGCCUGUUUUAUUUCUGACAGCUUGCAAGGAACUGAAUAUAUGGCCAAGCCCUGGUGGAGCACAGAUCCAUAGUUGUCAAUUAGAUUUGUUGCCACAUGAACCAAAUUACCAAACACCACAGGAUACUUGAAUCCUAAAAUAAAAGUUCAAUUUUAGUUACCUCUUAAGCCAUUGCAGUAAUUUACAUAUAGAAAGGUGAAAACACGUUCAAAUAUAUUUUUUCGUGGCAGCGAAGUGUAAAUAAACAACAGAA